This is a messenger RNA of Eucalyptus grandis, 1989 nucleotides long. Its product is annotated as translation initiation factor IF-2. Bases 144 to 1559 code for a protein of 471 amino acids. Lineage: Eukaryota; Viridiplantae; Streptophyta; Magnoliopsida; Myrtales; Myrtaceae. The transcript has 5 exons. The record is from RefSeq and is a predicted model, not a curated record.
AGAAAACUCAUAUGAAAUACAAAACGAUGAUUCUUGCCGCUGCUCUCUGCUAAAACCCAACAGCAGCAGCAGCAGCAGCAGCAGCAAGCCGCGGCCAGAUCCAAAGCUUUUUCCUUUGUCCAAUCUCAUCAUCAAAUCUCCAAAUGAGAGGAGCCAUUGGAAGGAAGCUCCCCAACUCCUUCACCGCUUCCUCCUCCUCCUCCCGCCACUCCCUCCUUCCCUUCUCCACCUCCUCCCCCUUCGGCGGCGCCGGCGGAGGUGGAAGAGGCCGUGGCCGUGGCGGCGGCGCCGACGGCGGCGGCGGUGGCGGCCCAUCCCGCUUCGACUCCAUUCCCGAAGCCGCAGAGGCCCCGCCGCCGCCCCAGCCCCAGCCCCAGCCGCAUCCGCCUUCGUCUGGGGUCGGCCGCGGCCUGGGCAAGCCGCUCCCUUCGUCUCCGAUCCUCCCCUCGUUCAACGCCUUCGCGUCGUCCAUCGGCCGCGGCCGAGUCCCGUCGGGUUCGCCGCCCCCGCCGCCGGAUUCGCCCGCCCCCGGGAAGCCCAUCUUCUUCCGGAAGGAAGAUGGUCCUCCCCAGUGGGACUCCCCAAAACCUAGGUCGCCUUCUGAGUUUGCCGAGGCGGCGGCGGGCGGCGGAAGUGGUGCCACCGAACUCCCUUCCGGUAUAAAGUCGGUUCUACAGGGCGCCGGCCGCGGGAAGCCUGUGCCGAAGCCGGGCCCUCAAUCCCCACCAGUGCAGGAAGAGAACCGGCACAUCCGCGCACGGCCGCCCUCGCCUCCUCCGCGGAUGGGUCGGGAGGAGCCUGAGAGGAGGGCUUCAGGCAGAGGAGACGCCGGUGGUCGCAGUGGAGGCCGAGGCGGCCGAGGCAGAGGGAGAGGGUUCCGUGGUGGCCGAGGCAGGGGCAGCUUCGGUGGAAGGGGAUUUGUGAGGGACCGAGCAGGGAGAGGGCAAUUCGAGAAGGACUCCGACGUGGGCCAUGGAGCUGGGCUUUAUCUCGGGGACAAUGCGGAUGGAGAGAAGCUGGCCAAGAGAAUCGGGGCUGAGAACAUGAACAAGCUGGUCGAGGGGUUCGAGGAAAUUGGCGAGAGAGUGCUGCCUUCCCCAGCUCAUGACCUCUAUUUGGAUGCUUACCAUACCAAUAUGUCGAUUGAGUGUGAGCCAGAAUACUUGAUGGAAGAAUUCGGCACGAACCCGGAUAUUGAUGAGAAGCCGCCUAUUCCUCUUAGAGAUGCUCUCGAGAAGAUGAAGCCAUUCUUGAUGGUAUACGAGGGAAUUCAGAGUCAAGAAGAGUGGGAGGAAGUUAUGAAAGAAGUCAUGGAAAGAGUCCCGUUGAUGAAGGAGAUCGUCGAUUACUACAGUGGACCUGACAGGGUAACUGCCAAGAAACAGCAAGAAGAGUUAGAAAGAGUGGCCAAAACUCUUCCCGAGAGUGCUCCUGAUUCUGUGAAACGGUUUACUGAUCGGGCUGUUCGCUCUCUCCAGAGUAAUCCUGGGUGGGGAUUCGACAAGAAAUGCCAAUUCAUGGAUAAGCUCGUGUGGGAGGCUUCUCAACAGUACAAGUGACUCAAGAACACCAAGGCUUCUUCACUGCACUCGAUUUCGGUCACUAAGCUGCAUCAGUGAGAGUUCUUUAGUCAAGUGAUGGUUGACACAUUAGCUGCAAAGUCAGGCUAAAAGCUUGAUUUCAGGAUCUAUGUAAUGAGGAUGUCUUUUGAAGUUGGACUCGUUUCCUCUCCAUCCUAGAUGGCAUCAGCUCCUUCACAUUCUUUUUAAUGUUGGAUUUCUUAUAUGGGUUAACUUUAUUACACUUAUUUUAAGUUGAGACCAAGGUUUAGGUUAAUAAUAGCUGCAGUGUGGCCUUGGACAGGCAUCAGGCACGGUGACUGUUUCUUCUUUUUCCCUCCGAUUUAUUUUGUUGGGGUAGCGUUGGAUUAGUUUCCUCAUUUUGGAACGUUAAAGGAUGAUUACAAAAUGUUACUUUUGACAGGCUGUA